CACAUGGAGCCGGGCAGCCGUGGGCCAGCGCUCUCCACCCCGCGCCCGCCGGAGCAGAUAACUUGAGGAAAAUGGAAACAGACGAGCCUCAGGAUAUGUCCCAAGUAUCAGAAAAAGAAAGUCCUACACUAAGCGAUGUCCCGGAUGACGCUGAUGAAUCCAUGCCUAUGCCAGAAGAUCUUUCAACCAGCACAGGAGGACAGCUGAACACUCGGAAUGAGAGAGUUUUGGCCAGUAAUGUUAAAAUAGAGACACAGAGCGAUGAAGAGAAUGGGCGUGCCUGUGAAAUGAAUGGGGAAGAAUGUGCGGAGGAUUUACGAAUGCUUGGUGCAUCAGGAGAGAAAAUGAAUGGCUCGCACAAUGGCAGCAAAGCCAUGUCAGGCGCUGGAGGCAUUCGACUCCCAAAUGGAAAGCUAAAGUGUGAUAUCUGUGGGAUAAUUUGCAUCGGUCCCAAUGUUCUUAUGGUUCACAAGAGAAGCCACACUGGCGAACGCCCCUUCCAGUGUAAUCAGUGUGGGGCAUCCUUUACUCAAAAAGGCAACCUUCUUCGCCACAUAAAGUUGCAUUCCGGCGAAAAGCCAUUCAAGUGCCACUUGUGUAACUACGCUUGUCGCCGUAGAGAUGCUCUUACGGGCCACCUGAGGACCCAUUCCGUUGGCAAGCCUCACAAAUGUGGAUAUUGCGGUCGGAGCUAUAAGCAACGGAGCUCUUUGGAGGAACAUAAGGAGCGCUGCCACAACUAUUUGCAAACCAUGAACCUCUCGGGGGGCCUUUAUCCCGUCAUAAAAGAGGAAACAAGCCAGAGCGAAAUGGCUGAAGACCUGUGUAAAAUGGGAUCUGAGCGAUCCCUGGUGCUGGACAGACUCGCAAGUAACGUCGCCAAACGUAAGAGUUCUAUGCCUCAGAAAUUUGUGGGCGAGAAAUGUGACUCUGAUGUUCCUUACGAUGCAACCAUCAGUUACAAGAAUGAGAACGAGAUGAUGCAGACCCACGUCAUGGAUCAGGCCAUCAACAAUGCAAUCAGCUACCUAGGGGCGGAGUCCUUGCGCCCCCUGGUGCAAACCCCCCCGGGGGGCUCUGAAGUCGUGCCUGGCAUCAGCCCAAUGUACCAGCUCCACAAGCCCCCAGGAGACAACCACAUCCGCUCCCAUCAUGCCGCUCAGGACAGUGCGGUGGAAAAUUUGCUGCUUCUCUCCAAAGUCAAAUCGAUCUCGUCGGAAAGGGACGCUUCCCCUAGCAACAGCGGCCACGACUCCACCGACACAGAGAGCAACAACGAGGAACGCAGCGGUUUAAUUUACCUAACAAAUCACAUAGCGCCCCAUGUGCGCAACGGCCUGUCUGUUAAGGAAGAACAUCGGCAGUACGACGUCCUGAGGGCAGGCAGCGACAGCUCCCAAGAUGCUUUCAAAGUCAUUGGGGGCAACGGAGAGCAAGUGAAAGUUUACAUCUGUGAACAUUGUAGAGUCUUAUUCUUAGAUCAUGUCAUGUACACCAUCCACAUGGGCUGUCAUGGGUUCCGUGAUCCUUUUGAAUGCAACAUGUGUGGCUACCACAGCCAGGACAGGUAUGAAUUCUCUUCUCACAUAACCCGAGGGGAACACCGUUUCCGCAUGAGUUAGAGCUGUAUGAUGGCAGCAACCCCUCUCACCAACACCAACACCCCCAGAAACACAAAACAAAAUACACACAACAGGACAACAUCUAAUCAAAAUCAGAAGGUUGGGUCCCCAUAAAUGUACUCCACUUGGCAGCGUGCAUGAACACACAAGUCAGCUUUAUACUAUUAAUACUGAUGCUUUUUUCCCCAGCCUAAUGUAGUGGUUUGAGUGUUGAACUAGGAUCUGGGAGACCUUCGUUCAAAUCUUCACUCUUGGAGCAGUCACACACUCUCGGCCUAACCUACCUCACAGGGUUGUUGUGAGGAUAAAAUGAAGGCAAGGAGGAGGAUGUCGGCCCCUUUAAGUAUCUUCUGGGGAGAAAUGUGGGGUAUAAAUGAAGACAGUAAAAAGAUGUAAGCCAUCCAAAACUUUAGUAAAAUAAGUCGGAGCUUUUUUCGUUAAGUAGAGGAAAUUCUUUCUUGCUAGCCAUUCUUUUUAGCCACCCCCACGUCCCUCCCCCUUCAGCUAAGCCAUUAACUACGCACUCAUCCAAAUUUGAUUGAAAACAAGAAAGAUAAAAUUAACACUGACUCUGUUGCUGUUCUGAAAAGACACUUCUUACACCAUAUGUAUUUUCAAGAUUCCUAUAAUUAUUUGGCACAUUCGCUAAUCAAGAGCUAUAAUACACAUCUACGAUAGGUUAAAAAUCUCUUACAUUUGCUGGUGAUCUGAGCCCUACAAACCCCCUCCUGGGCAGGUUUCUUGUAAGAUGAGUUCGUACCAUCAUAAAUUUCUCAGAGCAUUCUUGAUCAGAAGUUUUCUCCCUACCAGCGACGAUUGUUACAAUGGCUGUUAUUGUGUUUAUAAUGGGUGUCAUGUUGUGGAUUAUUCCAAACAUUCCCAAAAGUUGCAAGGAUUGUGCCAGUUAAUUUGGGGGGUUGUGGGUGGCUGUGGUGAAAUGCAGGCCACAAAAUUAAAAGCCCCAGAAAAUUAUGACUCAGAUCCUGGGAACCCUCAUUUAGAUCCAUUGUAAAUUGGUUGCAAAACUCACUGAUGUAGAAUCACAAGAAAGAGCCCUUUCCAGCAAACCAUCAUCAUCAUCAGUAUUUAGUACAGUUCAUAACCAGCACAUACCAAUCUAAAUAAGUUUACAGAAAUGCAUAUAAAAACAUUAUACAUUUAAAACGAGACUCAGAAUAGACAUGUAAAAACAUAGGCCUUGAGGAA
Messenger RNA from Eublepharis macularius, 2828 nucleotides. RefSeq names its product IKAROS family zinc finger 1 (gene IKZF1). The record is from RefSeq and is a predicted model, not a curated record. Gene Ontology annotation, molecular function: DNA-binding transcription factor activity; RNA polymerase II cis-regulatory region sequence-specific DNA binding. Gene Ontology annotation, biological process: regulation of transcription by RNA polymerase II. The coding region runs from base 72 to 1622 and encodes 516 amino acids. The transcript is spliced from 8 exons. Lineage: Eukaryota; Metazoa; Chordata; Lepidosauria; Squamata; Eublepharidae.